Molecule: messenger RNA, 1230 nt
Organism: Neoarthrinium moseri
Lineage: Eukaryota; Fungi; Ascomycota; Sordariomycetes; Amphisphaeriales; Apiosporaceae
Exons: 2
Coding region: 1-1230 (409 amino acids)
Source: RefSeq, a predicted model, not a curated record
AUGGCGCCCUACAUCAAGUAUGCCCUCGUCCCCCUCUUCGUAGGCUGCAGCGUCUUCGGCGCGUACGCGACCAUCGGCAGCCUCAAGCACAACGGCCUGGGCGCCGUGCUCCGGGGCGUGGCCUCGGGCGACCGGUCGAGCCUGCUGGGCGCCCCGGAGCCCUUCAAGCGCAGCUACACGGGCGUCGCCGCCAUCGACGGCCAGCUGCGCAUCCUGGUCCUCUUCUUCUCGGCCCUGCUCGACGGCGCCGUGCCCCCCGAGACCCGCCUCUUCUACCUCUGGGGCAUGGGCCAGUUCGUCGCCGGCUGGACCCUGGUGCUGCUCGAGAGCCUGCGCGCCGGCAACCGCGGCCGCGCCGUCAGCUGGAUCGCCACCUUCGGCCUCAUCUUCCAGAACAUCAGCUGGACCGUCGCGCUGCCCAUCUGGCUGGCCAUGCACCUGCUGACCUCGCCCGUCGCCAAGCUGCGCAACGGCGACGGCGACGCCGCCCGCAAGACCCUGUUCGUGCUGCUCUGGGACAUGGCGCUCAUCCCGUCCUCGGUCACGGUGGGCUUCAUCGCGCCGGCCAUCCUGAUGCCCAUGUCGGAGCUGCUGCACCAGAGCGCCGCGACGCACUACAACUGGAUCGCCAUCUGGCAGGCGUUCCCGCUCUGGAACGCGCUGAUGCUGCAGGCCUUGCACCAGGCCCUGCUGUUCGUCGUCGGCUCGCUCGAGCUGCGGGACGAGAAGGGCGAGAAGACGACCCCGGGCAAGGGCUACGUGACGGCCGCGGCCGAUGUCUACGGCUUCGCGCUCACCGUCGCCACCUUCUCCCACGUGCCCGUCCUGGCCCUGUCCGUCCUCCCGCCGCCCCUGCGCAAGCUCCUCGCGUCCUUCUUCCCCAGCUACGCGACGUACAUCGAGCGCGGGACCUUUGCCAACAUCUUCGUGCCCCACUCGCCCUCCUCGCCCCCUAGCGUCGUCCCGACGGCCUACGCGAGCGGUGAUCUGGCGCCCGUGGCCAUCCAAUUCCUGCAGUACGACCUGUUCGUGGCCAGCGUGCCGUUCCUGCUGUGGGCUCUGUACCUCUACCAGACCACGGUCAAGAACCCGAGCCUGGUCACUGCGCUGAAGAACGUGGGGUACUGGACCCUGAUCGGCGGCCCUCACGCCGCCGUGGCCGUCCUGCUGCGGGAGCGGGACGAUACGGUACUGGAGGGCGAGGCUCCUCUGGAGAAGAAGAAGAACUAG